This is a messenger RNA of Acanthopagrus latus (yellowfin seabream), 3567 nucleotides long. It is a transcript of the gene triqk, whose product is annotated as triple QxxK/R motif containing. The transcript has 4 exons. Bases 212 to 466 code for a protein of 84 amino acids. Lineage: Eukaryota; Metazoa; Chordata; Actinopteri; Spariformes; Sparidae. The record is from RefSeq and is a predicted model, not a curated record. Gene Ontology annotation, cellular component: endoplasmic reticulum membrane.
UAUUGACGCGGAAAACCAGGAAGUCGACAUUGGAGAAGUGGUGUGUUGGCAUCCUGGAGGAAUUCUGGACCAAAGUACAAUAAAUCUGUCAACUCGGUCGUCCUCGUGUCCACGUACAGCGGCCCAGGCGUCGUGUUAUGCAGGGACACCUCUAAUGAGCGACGUGUCCUCACGGUAGACAAGUAACGUUACAGUAAGCAUAGGAAGGAUAAUGGGGAGGAAGGACGCCAGUGCGACCGGACUACCAGUCGAUCAGUACCGGAAACAGAUUGGUAAGCAGGACUACAAGAAGACAAAGUCGGUCUUAAAGGCCACGCGGCUGAAAGCUGAAGCGAAGAAGAAUUCCACUGGAUUCAGGGAUGCGUUCCUGGUCAUCACGGCGAUCCUCUUCUUCGUCCUCUGCGUCUACGCCUUCUUCUACCUCAACCUGAGCACCGAGAUCAACCUGGAUGUGGAUGUGGAUUAAAAACGAGCAAAGAGAAUGACCGAGUGUCUCUACACCUAUCACACAAGGUUGAGAAGAUUCAGUGAGGACAUGGAGUCAGAUGACUUUGUCUUAACGGACAUUAUAUAUAAGCCCCCAAAACACACAGAAUUGUGGGAGUGGAGGACACAGUCUUGUCAGCCUUGUUUACGCACUUUCACGGUGGCACAGUGGUGAUGAGCUGCCUCUUCAGGGGAAAUGACACAAUGCACCAGAUAACUCAUGUUUCAGGCUGUUUUUGACAUCCACAUUGUUUUAUAACUCAACAUUAGAAUCAGACAGUUAAGUUCCUCAAGUCCCUUUACUUUUUCUACAUGGGAUGAAACCGUAAUCAUUAUCAUACUGACACUUAAACAUUCUACAAGGAGAUUUCAGUUGGCUAUGAAACAGCCUCAACUGAAUGCUGAUGCCUCAGUGUGACCUAUGUAAACAAAUAAGAUCAUCCCUAAAAUUAAAGUUCGUUCUGAUGCUGGAGUGCUGAGGAUGUUUGAGGAGUCUCCUAGUCUGAGACUCGCAUUCUGUAUUCAUAGGGAAUGUUCAGAUCUUUACAUUUAGUUUGAAUGUGUUAUUGGUAACAUUCAGCAACAUUGUAGCUACACUAGUUCCAUUGCAUUCUCGUCAUAACAACACUGUUGUUUAAAUCCUCCGCACCCUCAGUUGGUUUGCCGGUUUGUUGCACUAGCUAAUGUUGCUAGCAAAUGUUAACAUGGCCAACCCUGCUGAACAGAUGUUGAUAUGCUAAUGCAAGCUAGCAAACGAUAACACUAACAACUAACGCUGCCUAGCAAAUGUUGAAAUGCUAAUGCCAGCUAGCCAACAUUAACACUAGCUAAUGUUAACAUUGCUAAUUCUAGCUUGCUAAGCUGGGUGCAUAGUGUAGAAAUCAGCCAUUUUUUUUCGCAAACUGGCAGCUAUAAAGACUGUUAAUAGCUGAUGGUUGAUACCAACAGCGUAGCAUUAUACUAAUGGUUGGUAAGAAGCUGGAACCAACUGUCAGAAUUCUCACGCAGAGAUAAACAGAACAAUCAUUUUGGACCAGACAAAUAUUAAAAAAUGAUCAAUUCAAAGUCACAAUAAUGUUUUGAAGACAAAAAGAUACAUUUAUUCUAUACCUUUCUGCAAGCUUUAUAGAUGUAUUAUUUUUUUUAAAUGAUUAGUCUACAUGACCUUAAACAAUAUUACUAUUACCAAGCAACCGAGUAACUGGGUCUAUAAACUUUCCUAGCACAAAUUUAACAUUAUUUCAUCAACGUCAUAUAGUUGUCAAGCCCCAAAUAGAUACAUCAGCUUGUGUCUUUCUUUUCACCAGCCAUUAAAGCAUAUGCAUGCACUAACUAGAUCAAGAUCUUGCCAGGAGUUUGAUCUUAUAGCUUUUGUUCACAGCGGUUGCCAGAAUCAACAAAAAAAGCAAAGCUCCUUGUAGCUGCUUUAAAUGUUCAAGUUUCUUAUUUCCCUGGGCAUAAAUCUGAGAGUGUAGCUUUGAUUCCCCGUUCUGGUAAACAAGUCGGUGACCUCUUGUAAAACCUCCUGCCGAAUAAAAUCUACAUUCAGUGAAGCAAAUGAGCCUUUUUUUCCACAAGCCUCCCAAAUUACAGUCGUGACCGGGCUCCGUUAAUCGUAUUCUGCCGAGUCACGUCCCACUGUUGUCUCCGCUAAUAGAAAAAUGUAAAUCUCCCGCUGAACCUCUCGUCACAUCGGGACAAACACUCGCCUCACAUUCCAGUGCACAAGCCUCUCCUCCCGGAUAUCUGGAGAUCACAAAGUGUGAGAUUAGAAUCCACAAAGCCCCCCGUCCUGAUUGAACAUGUGUGCAGAAUACAGAGCAACACAUUGUACCUGCCGCACACACAGCGCCGAGACAGACGUCCGCAGGAUUAGCAUCACAAAUAUGAUCCUGCGCUUUCAUUUGAAUGGAAAUUACAGAGAUGAAUGAUGACUGAAUAUAGGUGAGCCUGUAUGUUUCUCAUAAGGGGCACCUUGAUCAUUUCCUUGUGAAAUGUAUGUAUUGUUGUGAUGUGACUCUAGAGGAAGGAACAUGAAGGAUUGUCGAAACCUUUUUAAUGCUGCUGCUCAAAUCGUACAGGGCUUGACCUUCUGUUAACCAUUACAGUCCAAUUGCUUCCACUGUUUCCAUUGAGCCUCCGUGGUGGCAGCAGGGGCUCUUUUUUUAUUGGUCCAUUCACUUUCUUUAUUUUUUGCAUGGAUUUAAAAAAAUCUUUUCAUCUUAUACUUUUUAUUAUUGUUUUUCGCAGCACGCCUCAAUUCUAACCAGCAGUAGCAAUAAUUUUUUUCUAAUCAACCACUAAUGCAUGUUUUGGAUGUGACUUUUUCACAUUAAUGCAAUGCAGAAAAGGUCAGUACCAAACACAAAAGUGCAUGUUGUGACGAGGGCUGUAUGAUUAAUCGAAAUAUGUUCAUAAUGGAAAAGAGCAAAAUGCAACAAAUCUAGGUCUUGUGUCUUUUCUCGGUUGUGAUUUGUGAUUGUGGGGGGGUUUUUUGGGGUUUUUUUUGUCGAAAUCUGAGAGAUUUGAGGUUUGGGUUUCUACCUUUUCUCCCCCUCUUUUUCUCCCAUGACCCCCCCGACCUCUAGUCAAAAGACUACAUAUCCAAGAAACCAUUAUGAUAGACGGGCACCCAUAACCCCCACCCAGUGGCUUUUAUCUGGCCUUGCUGCAUCCAGGCCCCCCUCCUCCACCACUGAGUCACUCGCAUGUGUAACAAUAGAUAGCCCUGGCCCUAAAAGGCCUUCAUACAUGACACCUGUUAUCUAAAAGGUUGCCAUUACCAACUAGAAGAGCUCUGACAUCGGUACAAUGAAAAAGGAUCCGGCGGCACAUUUAGUCAGACCCAUGGCAAGAUGAGAUGCGAGCUUUACUUCGCAAUGCUGCGAUGGUCCAUGCUGUUAUUGAACUGGCUUUUCCACGGUUUGCUUUGCCAUUGUGAUUCAGUCACUGGAUGUGUGAUGUCUUAUGAAUUAUUCUCUUGUAUUUCUUUUGUGCAAUUGCUUUUAUAAUCAUGUAUCAUGUCAUCUUUAUAAGGAAUAUAUAAUUAUGCAUCGAAGAUUAAAGGUCCUUUUUAAUGAA